AUGAAUACCAGACAGGUUAUAGAUACCUCGACGGGCCCAGUGUCACAUUCAGCCGCCUUUAACGCUGACAGCUCUUCAUUCUCUGUCGGACUUGAUACCGGCUUCUGCAUUUUUAACUCAGACCCAUGUGAACUCAAAGUUUCAAGAGUAGAUUUCAAUGCAGGCAUCGGAGUGGUCGAGAUGUUGGGUCAAUCUAAUUAUCUAGCUCUGGUGGGUGGAGGCCGCAAGCCCAAAUUCCCCCAGAACAAAUUGAUUAUCUGGGAUGACGCAAAGCAACGAGCAGUCAUCACGCUCGAGUUCCGCACUUCUGUCUUGCGCGUCCGAUUAUCCAAGUCCCGUAUCGUCGUUGUGCUACAUAAUAGCAUACAUAUCUUUGCAUUUUCGAUCCCCCCGCAGAAAUUGUCUGUCUUCGAGACCGCAGACAACCCUCAUGGCUUGGUCUGUCUGGGGACCAAACUGCUAGCUUUCCCCGGAAGAUCCCCAGGACAGGUCCAGCUUGUCGAGCUCGAGACGGGGAAUGUCAGUAUCAUUCCGGCUCAUAGCUCUCCAUUAAGAGCUAUCGACCUUAGCCCCAAUGGCGAGGUUUUGGCAACGGCGGGAGAGACGGGAACGCUGGUUCGAAUAUUUGCUACAACAAAUUGCGCAAAGAUGGCUGAGCUCCGGAGAGGUGUAGAUCAUGCGGAAAUAUUUUCGCUGGCCAUAUCCCCCUCAAACACGCUUCUCGCCCUCACGUCAGAUAAAUCUACCUUGCACAUUUUUGACCUCCCGCAUGCUCGCAACGCCACGCCUCCCGUAGAAGGCGCAAACCAGAAAUGGGGUAUCCUUGGGAAGGUCCCUCUGCUCCCUCGGGUAUUUUCUGACAUUUAUUCUUUUGCAAGCGCUCAUUUUGAGAUUGGCGAUGAGGGUCCUCUUGGUUCUGCAUACCUCCCUCCCCUGGGCUCCUCGCUCGGACGACCAUCGAAAGGGGUUAUUGGAUGGAUUAGUGACACGACUCUUCUGGUGAUAAGUGCCGGGAAAGAGGGUAGGUGGGAAAGAUUCGUCAUCGGACAGGACCAUGAUGGAAAGCGAUAUUGCGUCAGAGAAGGCUGGAAAAGAUAUCUUGGAGGUGGUUGA
Molecule: messenger RNA, 1113 nt
Organism: Histoplasma mississippiense
Lineage: Eukaryota; Fungi; Ascomycota; Eurotiomycetes; Onygenales; Ajellomycetaceae
Exons: 5
Coding region: 1-1113 (370 amino acids)
Biological process (GO): protein lipidation; autophagy of mitochondrion; nucleophagy
Cellular component (GO): cytosol; extrinsic component of membrane; phagophore assembly site membrane
Molecular function (GO): phosphatidylinositol-3,5-bisphosphate binding; protein binding; phosphatidylinositol-3-phosphate binding
Source: RefSeq, a predicted model, not a curated record